Molecule: messenger RNA, 662 nt
Organism: Lymnaea stagnalis (great pond snail)
Lineage: Eukaryota; Metazoa; Mollusca; Gastropoda; Lymnaeidae
Source: the annotation of a GenBank genome assembly
CGGUAGGGCCAGAAGUAUAUGCGGGGAAUAAUGAUGCAGGGGCGAGAAGUUUUCACAGAAACCGACCCGAAUUAGGGUUCCCGUUCUUUUCGGCCAGGCAAAGAUUUGAUGGCAACAAGGGUGAGAUAGUUUCAAAUGAACAACAACCCAUUUUGUACGACGAACCAAAGGAUGAUGGGAAUACUCAUAAGAAACAUGACGACCAGAUCGACGACUCGUUCCAAUUUUUGGGAAACCCCGAAGUCUGGGGCGAUUAUGAUCGGCGCGAUGCCAUUAAAAGUCAUACAUCUUCGGGCUUACCCGGUAAAGGCCACGUACGCUCUUCUGAUGGCGAUCUUCUCGGCGUUGAAGUCCCUGCUCUUCCGUACAGACUGUAUGCCAAACUCAUCUCGGACAUCCUAACCAUUCCACUGACAACACAGGGAAGGCGGAAACGCGGGGCGCGACAAAACGUUGAGAAAAGGGAGCCGGAAUCCAGGCGCGAGAUGCAGACGAAACGGGAAAUAAUGCAACUGCUGAAGGCUUUUCCCGAAUCCGGGCUGGAAAAGUCCAUAGUGGACCAGCUGCGCAAAGAGGACGACAGGGAGUCUCAGUCCAACGACCUGACAGCCACUAUAAUGAAACUGGAUGAGGAAGACAACGUGCCGUUCCUUGACACGGAG